GCCACUCACGCUCGCCGUCCCAGACGCGCGCCUUCGCACUAUCCCGCGCGGGCGGUCUUUUCCUCCGCACAAUAUAUAUAAUCUGCUCCUCACCACUCUUGAUUCCGCCAUUCUUCUCGUUUGCACAUCAUGGCUCCUCCUCAUUCGUUCACCUCCAAGCCUUCGGUCGCUACUCGUCGCAGGCUCUCCAGCGUUGUGACGCCCAACAGACCCAAUGUCCCUGGAUUCACCAGUCUCACCCCCAUGUGGGCCGGUAUAGCCGGCACGAUCAUCAACGACAACACCGCAUUCGAGGUUGCAAUAUCGAUCCACGAUUCGGUCUACUGCACCGACUUUGCGUCCUCGGUCGUACCCUAUGAUGCUACCGACCCCGAAAAACAGUCGGUCGCCAUCGAGAAACACGUCCUCGAUACGCUUCGGAAGUUCUCCAACGAGCACCUCUGCAAGUUCCUUGGUGCUGGUGUCACCCUCAGCUUGCUCCGCGAGGCGCCCAACCUUUGUACGCGUCUCUGGCUUGAGAUGGACAUCGUUCCUAUCGUGUUCAACAUCAAGCCUUACCAUACUGAUUCCAUCACCCGCCCCAACGUCAAGCAUCGCAUUUCAUCCACCACUGGUUCCUAUGUGCCGUCGGGCGCUGAGACGCCCACCGUCUACGUCGACGCGUCUCAGUUACAGGACCAGAGUAAGCUUACGACUGGUGCGCAGCAACGCCUCCCGAUCCCGCGCACUGUCGAUGAACAGGCCGACAGUGCCGCGCGCAAGUGCAUCAUGUACUUCGGACCCGGUAACAACCCGCGUUUGAGCAUCGCGCCCCGCAACCAGGUUGCAGUCGAUUCAGGUGGAAAGAUACAUCUCAUUGACGAUCUCGACGAAUAUCGCAAAACGGUGCAUAAGGGCACGUGGAAUGCGGUGAUCAAGCUCGCAGACGAGCUCCGGGAGAAGAAGAUUAGGUUUGCGUUCUUUUCGUCUACCCCACAAGGCGGAGGGGUUGCACUCAUGCGUCACGCGCUCAUCCGUUUCUUCCAAGCGCUGGAUGUAGACGCAGCAUGGUAUGUGCCGAAUCCGUCGCCGUCGGUCUUCCGUACGACGAAGAACAACCACAAUAUCCUGCAAGGUGUUGCGGACCCGUCUCUUCGCCUUACACAAGAUCAAAAGGAGAACUUUGAUGCAUGGAUUCUCAAGAACGGUCUGCGCUGGACGGCUGAGGGUGGUCCUUUGGCCAAGGGUGGUGUAGAUAUUGCGUUCAUUGUAGAUGACCCGCAAAUGCCUGGUCUCAUUCCGCUGAUCAAGCGCGUUCGUCCGGACAUGCCUAUCGUCUAUCGGUCGCAUAUUGAGAUUCGGAGUGACCUCGUCAGCGUCGCGGGUUCCCCGCAAGAGGAGGUGUGGAAGUACCUCUGGAACAACAUCCAGUAUGCAGAUAUGUUCAUCAGCCACCCUGUGAACAAGUUCGUGCCCACGGAUGUGCCGCUGGAGAAGCUGGCACUGCUUGGUGCUGCAACGGAUUGGCUCGAUGGACUGAACAAGCACCUGCACCCGUGGGACACGCAGUAUUAUAUGGGCGAGUUCCGCCAGCUGUGCGCGCGUGAGAAGAUGCACGAGUUAUUGUGGCCUGUGCGCGACUACGUGGUGCAGAUCGCACGAUUCGACCCGAGUAAGGGCAUCCCGAACGUCAUCGACUCGUAUGCGCGUUUCCGCAGGAUGAUGAAGAGCAACGCACCUAACGAGGAUCCGCCACAGCUGCUGGUUUGCGGGCAUGGUGCAGUGGACGACCCGGAUGCGAGCAUCAUCUACGAUCAAAUUAUCGCGCUCGUUACUGGUCCGUACAAGGAAUACGAGCAGGAUAUGAUCGUGAUGCGGUGCCCGCCGAGUGAUCAGUUGCUCAAUGUAUUGAUGGCAAACUCUCGAGUGGCAUUGCAACUGUCCACGCGUGAGGGCUUCGAGGUCAAGGUAUCUGAGGCACUGCAUGCGGGCAAGCCGGUAAUCGCGAGCCGCACGGGCGGUAUCCCUCUGCAGAUCGAGCACGGCAAGAGUGGAUUCCUAUGCGACGCAGGCGACAACGAGGCCGUGGCGAAGCAUAUGUUCGACCUGAUUACGAACGAGGACCUGUACGAGGAGAUGUCCGAGUAUGCUCGGACCCACGUCAGCGAUGAGGUCGGCACGGUCGGCAAUGCGGCGGCGUGGAUGUACCUUGCGGUGAUGUAUUGCAGCAGGGGCGUGAAGCUCCAGCCGAAGGGCGCAUGGGUGAAUGAUAUGAUGCGCGAAGAGACGGGCGAGCCGUACGAGCCUGGGGAGCCGAGACUUCCAAGGGGACACAUCCACGUGCAGGGAUGAGAAAGAUUGCACGACCAAGGUCAGAAUGGAAGUUGGU
This is a messenger RNA of Laetiporus sulphureus 93-53, 2368 nucleotides long. Its product is annotated as glycosyltransferase family 4 protein. The record is from RefSeq and is a predicted model, not a curated record. The coding region runs from base 130 to 2331 and encodes 733 amino acids. Gene Ontology annotation, molecular function: glycosyltransferase activity. NCBI's taxonomy places the organism in Eukaryota, Fungi, Basidiomycota, Agaricomycetes, Polyporales, Laetiporaceae. The transcript is spliced from 9 exons.